CUUCCUACUCACAUCAAAAAAAAAACGAGGCCCUGGUUAUUAUUCCGAAAAAUCUCUCCACCACACACCACCCGAGAACUAACAUACCACUUAACGCCUUCGUUCCCGUUACCUUUAAACACCCCUUUCCCCCCUUCCAUUCGUUGUACCUCUCCAACCCUUCCCGCGCCGCUACCUCUCGUCAACACAACAACUGCCUUCUCGAAACUUUAGCAAAACACUACUCCGCGUCACAAUGGAAUCCCGAUCCUUCCCUACCAUCUCCCUGGCCGAGCUCGAAAAGCACUCCUCAUCGAAGUCAUGCUAUGUCACGAUUGGCAGCAAGGUCUACGACGUGACAUCGUUCCUCUCUGACCACCCUGGUGGUGAGGACUUGAUUCUCGACUAUGGCGGUAAAGACAUCACGGCGAUUCUCGCCGACGACAUCUCGCACCAGCAUUCGGAAUCAGCCUACGAAAUCCUUGCGGACUACCACGUCGGUUUCCUGCCGCUGUCGCAUAUUCCCGCCGUGGUAGGAGGUAAGAUGCCACCAUCGCCGCCUCGCACGCCUCGCACGCCCAGCAUCCACACCGCUACGGGAAUGGAAUCGGAAGAGGAGCUGUCGAUCACCACCGAUAUCGCGGGCGAUUAUAAGACGCACAAGUUUUUGGAUCUCAGCAAGCCGCUGUUAAUGCAGGUGUGGGGCGGCGGGUUCUCGAAGGACUUCUACCUUGAGCAGGUACAUAAGCCACGACACUACAAGGGCGGCGAGAGCGCUCCGCUGUUUGGGAACUUCCUCGAGCCUCUGAGCAAAACGCCUUGGUGGGUGGUGCCCACGGUGUGGCUGCCGUGGAUUUUGUAUGGGCUUUACCGGGCGAACCUGGGGAUGGAGAAAACGACUACCACAGCGUCGUGGGCGGUGCUGGGUCUGUGCAUCUGGUCAUUGGUGGAGUACGGAAUGCACAGGUGUCUUUUUCACAUCGACGAAAAAAUGCCCGACAACAGAGUCUUCAUUACGCUACACUUUCUGCUGCACGGAAUCCAUCACUACCUGCCGAUGGAUAAGCUGCGGCUGGUAAUGCCGCCCGCAUUGUUCACCGUACUGGCGAUCCCGUUCUGGAAACUCGCCCACACCGUCUUCUUCUGGAACUGGUACAUCGCCACCGCAGUGUUCUGUGGUGGAAUCUUCGGAUACGUUUGUUACGACCUUACUCACUACUUCUUGCACCACAAAUCCCUUCCCUCCUACUACAAGGAACUAAAGAAGUACCACCUCCAGCACCACUUCUCCGACUACCAGAAGGGCUUCGGAGUUACCUCCAAGUUCUGGGACAAAGUCUUUGGCACCGAGUUGAUGUACGGACCCAAUGGUAAGUCGGAGAAGGAGCAGUAAACUGGAUGCGCAGCCAACAAACACACGGAACCUUUUCUUUCCGGUCGCCCACAUGCGGUUACCCAUCUGUUAUAUUGCAAAUUGGUCAUGACGUUACGAAUCGCUUUUUUUUAUCGUAAAAUAAAAAAGAAUAGGUGAAGAAGGGUAGACACUUUAGGGUAGAACUUCAAAGCUGAUUUCGCAACUUCGGGGUUUGGGGUUUUCUACUCUCGGAUUUUUUCUUUCCAUUUGUUCGUUUUCUUUUUCCUUCAGUUCAGCUCAAAGCUUGCUUGUUGUGUGUGCAU
Tricharina praecox is the source of this 1656-nucleotide messenger RNA. RefSeq lists its product as uncharacterized. Gene Ontology annotation, cellular component: endoplasmic reticulum; membrane. Gene Ontology annotation, biological process: fatty acid metabolic process; lipid biosynthetic process. Gene Ontology annotation, molecular function: iron ion binding; heme binding; fatty acid 2-hydroxylase activity. Lineage: Eukaryota; Fungi; Ascomycota; Pezizomycetes; Pezizales; Pyronemataceae. The transcript is spliced from 4 exons. Bases 236 to 1372 code for a protein of 378 amino acids. The record is from RefSeq and is a predicted model, not a curated record.